CGUCCCGCCACCGGAAGCCGUGCACUGACCAUAGAGAGGACGAGCUGGCUAGAGAGACGUGAGUCCGGCCCGCCUACGAGGGUGUCGUAUAGAGCGUCGGCCGCCCUGGAGGACCUGAGAGAAGGGGAUCCGCGAGGAAGCAGCGCGGCGCGAACCUGACAAAAAGAUGGGAGCGCUCGGGGCUCUUUCUUUAAAAAUUACAUCUCUCCAGUGGAGGACUAAGUUCUAGAGGGAAAUUGCGUAGUUUUAUCUUGUUAGACUUGCCACAGAUUGCGUAUGCCUGUCUGUCCCUCUGUCUUGCACAGGAGCAGUUUCUGUGGAGUAGAAAGGAGUCUCUGGGUACAAGAAGAAAAAUAUUUCGAGUUGCGGAGAGAGGUGACCCGCCCGGCUCCUGGUUGGCUCCUGGGUGUCGGUGUCACGGUGACUUGUACCGCUCUCCCCUGACGUCGGGGACUGGAUGCUCUGAAAGGAGUUCACGGCGCCCAAAAAUUUCACACCCCAGACUGCAGUAUAGGGGUCGCCUGGAAGAGACUGGCACGUGGCAGUAUCAAGUUCAAGUGCUCAGUGUUAGAUUACCCUGAGAGGCGGCGCUGAUUCGAAACCCCAGCAGCGUGGGAUCUCGGAAGCCGCGUCCCCCCCCCCCUCCCCCAACCAAUAUAGUCGUAGGGCACAUCUGGUAAAAUCAGAGGAGGCCUGGCCUCCUGGCAGAGAUGUUUGAGUUUGACCACUAUGACUUGCCUUUGCAGAUGGGAAAACUGAGGCCCAAAGAGGAUUUGCCCAGGGUCCCAAAUCUCCUUACCCCCGUCCACUUCCCUUCUCUCUUAAUCACGGUGACUCUACAUCCGGAAUGAUUGGUAAUAUGUGUCCUGCACGAAGACGUUAGGACACAAUAUUUAAAUUCAAGACUUCCCCGCUAAUCUGACUCAGUUAUGCCAGCUUGCUAACUCAAUCCUGAGAUAAAAGACAGAAUGCACUGUUGCUCCCUGAAUUCAUGACUUUAACCUCUGAGUAAAGGCCAUUCCAGCACUAUCUAGCGACGUACAUUCAGUAAAUAUAUAUUGAGCUCCAACUCAGUUCUAGGAUUUGAGGAGACUAGGAAGCAAGAUAGAAACAGCCCCAGCCUUCCAGGAGCAUAAUAUGAAACAAAAGGUUCAGACAAGUAAACUCACAGUAAAACAAUGCAAAACAAAACACCCCAAGGUGAUAAGGUCAGGCUGCAGAUAGACUGUGGGCCACUGCCAGCUUGAGUUAGGAACGUGAACCAUGUAACUCUUUACUCACUCCUCCCAGAAGGUCAAGAGGAAUAUUCAAGAGACCCUUCCCCACUGACCCAUGCUAUUGGAGGCAACUCAAGAAAGGAGUAGAUGGCUGCAAAACCGAGCGACCUUAGGAGGACACUCACAAAUGAAGGGGGCACUCAGCCCAGGAAAGGCUGCUGGAUGCCUGGGGGAUGGGACGUUUCAAGGGGCUUUAAGAAGAGCAUGAAGCAGCUGGUGAGCUGGAAUAAAGAUGCGGCAUAAGAGAACGGAACAGAAAGGGUAGACGGUGCAGAUAAAACACGAGUCCCAGAGGGCCCUAGCCAGCUGCAUCCCAGGCAAUCAGGAGCCUGGGACUGGAGACCCCACCCCUGCCGUGACAUCACAGGGGAGUGGGGUGGAGACGAACUAAAAGGGGGUCCCCCCUCCCUGGCCUUGGACUCUUGGCAGCCCAGAGUAUCAAGAGCAGAGAGAGCCUGGGCACUGAGCUAGGGUUGCCUGACUUAAAGGAACAGGCUCCCCACCCGUUCCUCAAGCCCCUCCAAGCUGUCCCCUCCAGGCUUUGAUCUCUGUCUCCCUGUCCUGAGGACCUCUCCCUCCUGAGGCCACCAUUGGGUCCCUUCUCAGUGGCCCCUGAGUGCUCUCUCAGCAUGAACUGCGUGUCAGAUUUCUUCACCUACGAGACCACCAAGUCAGUGGUUGUGAAAAGCUGGACCAUUGGGGUCAUCAACCGAGCAGUCCAGCUUUUGAUCAUCUCCUACUUCGUGGGGUGGGUGUUCUUACACGAGAAGGCUUACCAGGUGCGGGACACAGCCAUUGAGUCCUCCGUCGUAACCAAGGUCAAGGGCUUUGGACGCUAUGCCAACAGAGUCAUGGACGUGUCUGAUUAUGUGACCCCACCCCAGGGUACCUCUGUCUUUGUCAUCAUCACCAAGAUGAUAGUUACUGAAAACCAGAUGCAAGGAUUCUGCCCAGAGAGCGAGGAGAAGUACCACUGUGUAUCAGACAGCCAGUGUGGGCCUGAGCGCUUCCCGAGUGGGGGGAUCCUCACCGGCCGCUGCGUGAACUACAGCUCUGUGCUCCGGACCUGUGAGAUCCAGGGCUGGUGCCCCACCGAGGUGGACACGGUGGAAAUGCCUGUCAUGAUGGAAGCCGAGAACUUCACUAUUUUCAUCAAGAACAGCAUCCGUUUCCCCCUCUUCAACUUUGAGAAGGGAAACCUCCUUCCCAACCUCACAGCCGCCGACAUGAAGACGUGCCGUUUCCACCCUGACAAGGCCCCCUUCUGCCCCAUCUUGCGGGUGGGGGACGUGGUCAAGUUCGCAGGGCAGGAUUUUGCCAAACUGGCCAGCACGGGCGGAGUCCUCGGCAUUAAGAUCGGCUGGGUGUGUGACCUCGACAGGGCCUGGGACCAGUGCAUCCCCAAAUACUCCUUCACCAGGCUCGACAGCGUUUCCGAGAAGAGCAGCGUCUCCCCAGGCUACAACUUCAGAGCAAGGGCAACAGUGGUGCCAGGUUACAAGAUGGAAAGAAGGUAUUUCCGUUCUGUCCAUCUUCAUCUUGGUCCCAAAGAACAACCACGGUGGCCGUUGGUUCUUUCUUGCCUUUCCAACCAAGGGCUCAAACCAGCCUUUAAGCACCAUCUGGUUCAUACUCCCAAUGUCCUUGAGACAUAAGGAACCUCUCCCUGACACCCACCACCACCACCAUCACCUCCAUUUGGAAGAGGGGGAAAGAGAAGAACCCAGAAUUAACUAUUUGGAACCAGCUGAAAGCCCCUGACGAAGCCCUUGACCUUCUCCCUACCUGAUUUCCCCAUCUGUGAAAUGGCCGUAGUGCCAUUAUCUUGAGGAUCCUAGUAAGCAAGGGGUGAAAAGUUUCAGCUCUCUGGUUUGUUUUUUUUUUUUUUUCCCCUUAACUUUUGAAGAUCCUGAGGUCUCUGGUAGGGCCUUGAUUGCACACAACAGUGUCAUACACUAAACGGGUUGACUAGGCAACGAUCAGGGAAAAUGGUACACGUCAGAAUAGGUUUCAGUUACACGUCCAAAGAAUGGUUACUCGAACUUUCUUUGUUAUAGUGGUGUUUUCCAACAUAAUGGCAUAGAUAAGCGAAAAAGUAAUCAUUUCACCUUUUUCUUAACCUUUAUUUGUAGUUCUAAAACUACGUCUAAAACUACAUCCCAUUACCCUUUAUAUUUAAUAGUUUAAAAUAUAUAUGUAUAUUCUCUGGAAAGAAGAAUUUUUUUAAAUUGAAAGUGCUUUCAUAAUCAACUCCAAACUUUAAAAAACCAUAGGAAACAACACAUAUUUUAAAGUAGGUUAAAAAUACUGUUCGGCUCCCUGGCAGAAAUUGGCAUAUUUAUUCAGUGGGUACAUCACACAGAAAUCAAUACAAAGGAUAUUUGUAUGGUGGCUUAAAAUAGCAACGUAAUUAAUAAAAUUCUCAGGAUCUAAAAUGCAAAGUUUUCAUCUUCAUAACUUCCCCCUGGCCAGUGGGAACACUUCAGUUUUCCUAGUAACUUACACGGCAGAUGAGCCAGUGAAGGAUGUGUGUAUUAUGAAGCCCCCAACUACUGGUGCCCCCCCCCCCCAGUUUUAGAACAAGUUGUUUCAUUUAAAGAAGAAAUGGUCUGGCAUUCUGGAUCUCCAGUUUAUUGUGCUAUGGCCUCCCUGCCACCCGCACCCCCUUCCCACCCGGCACA
Messenger RNA from Acinonyx jubatus (cheetah), 3958 nucleotides. It is a transcript of the gene P2RX3, whose product is annotated as purinergic receptor P2X 3. Gene Ontology annotation, cellular component: nuclear inner membrane; plasma membrane. Gene Ontology annotation, biological process: monoatomic cation transmembrane transport; response to ATP. The record is from RefSeq and is a predicted model, not a curated record. The coding region runs from base 1907 to 2932 and encodes 341 amino acids. The transcript is spliced from 9 exons. Gene Ontology annotation, molecular function: purinergic nucleotide receptor activity; extracellularly ATP-gated monoatomic cation channel activity; ATP binding. Lineage: Eukaryota; Metazoa; Chordata; Mammalia; Carnivora; Felidae.